Messenger RNA from Sphaeroforma arctica JP610, 234 nucleotides. RefSeq lists its product as hypothetical. NCBI's taxonomy places the organism in Eukaryota, Ichthyosporea, Ichthyophonida. The annotation marks the transcript as partial. The transcript has a single exon. The record is from RefSeq and is a predicted model, not a curated record.
GUUGAAACUGAAUCAACAACGAGUGACAGUGAUGCGGAUAGUGCGACUAUGGCAUCGGAUGUUCUGUCGCAACUAACCAGUCCUCGGCAAUUAGUGCUGGAUAAGGCACUGUACUCGACCAAAAGUGGACUAGUAGCGAGCGACACUUCAGAAUGUACGAGCAAGGAUGAGGUUCUAGCGAUCACAUUACCAAGCGCCGUCGAAACCACAGCACAACUGGAUAUACAGGUAUGA